Messenger RNA from Rosa chinensis, 2336 nucleotides. RefSeq lists its product as uncharacterized. The coding region runs from base 303 to 1769 and encodes 488 amino acids. The record is from RefSeq and is a predicted model, not a curated record. The transcript is spliced from 4 exons. Lineage: Eukaryota; Viridiplantae; Streptophyta; Magnoliopsida; Rosales; Rosaceae.
AAAGCACUUCUUCCCUUUUGAAAGCCUAAAAUGGUGCCCCAUGACAAGGAUGAUGGACCUUUCCAGACUCAUGGUCUUGUUAUUCUUCUUCUUCUUCAACUUGUAUUGCUAUCAGCUGAACCUCUCAUCAUUUCUUGGGAAAUUUCAUCCAAAAAAGGGCAGCAACUUAACAUCGAUCCAAGUGGAGUUAAGAGGCCUUGGUUCCCAGAAGUUUCCAUUCGACCAUUAUAUUGUCCAGUUUGCGUACUGAAUUUGCACAAAGAGCAGAUAACAAAGGCCGAACUUUUACCUGUGUAACAUCCAUGGCUAAUAAAUCCAUGAAUAGUAUUAGCUUCAAGGCCUUGGUGGACAAAGGGAGCAACAAAGUUAUCUUCAUAGAAACUGAUAAUGAUUUUGUUGAUGUUCUCUUCAGUUUCUUGACAAUACCAAUGGGAACAAUCAUCAGACUUGCCCGUAAACAUUCAUUACCAGUGGAAACAGGUUGCAUGAACAAUUUGUAUACUAGUGUUGAAAAUAUUGAUGCACGUAUUUUCCAGACUGGAGCAUGUAAAGACAUGUUGCUGUGUCCCCGCAGUGGGGCUGAACUUCAUUGUAAGAAUCUCCAAUUGAAAAUUAACAAUGGUGAGCCCACGCGGUACUUUUUGUGCUCUGAUUGCACCUACAGAUACAGUUUCUUUAGUCAUUACAAAGAUGUUCUUUGUGAGUGUGGAAAACCCAUGGAUAAGGAGAUACCUCUUUCAGUGGGAAAGUUGAAGAAAUCCUCUUCUGCAGAUGGUGGAGUGUUUUGUAAAGGACUAACCAGAUUUAUAAUUACUGAUGAUCUAGAAGUAAUGCCACCAUCAAGUUCGGUGAUCUGUUCUUUAUUUACUAAGCUUAAAGUCAUGGAUGCUAGUACUACUGAGGAGCUGGCUUUCAAUGUACGAGUUGGUGAGGUUUUGGAAAUGCUUGUAUGCUCAUUAGUAUCAAAGAUGCCUUUGUCAGAAACUCUUCUGAAGUUUAAAUCGCAACCAAACUUGAGCAAUGAAUAUCCAAAUCAAGGAAUAUGUAUUGAACCUCAAACAGUAGGAGGCUGUAUGAAUGAGGAAGGCACCAUUUCUGUGAAGCUUAUUAUUUGCAAAUCUCAGAAGAUUGUUUGUUAUGCAGAAGCAGGGGAGGAUUUUGUCAAUUUACUUUUCAGUUUCCUGACCAUUCCACUUGGGUUUAUGAUAAGACAGAUCCACGAUAGGUCGUCCUCUUUGGAAGGAAGCAUUGAGCAGCUGUACAAGAGUGUCCAGGAUCUUGAUAAUGAAUUCUUCAAAUCAAAUUACCAGAAGGAAAUUUUACUCAAUCCGAAGCUUUACCCUGGUUUUUUCUAUGGGAACCGUCUUUUAGGAAUUGAGUAUGGCCUGGAGACCUCGAAUUAUUAUGCAAGCUACUGGAAAGAUAGUUCCUAUACUGAAGUGGUGACUACUGAUAAAGCCUUUGUUCCUUCCGGUUCUUAUAUCCCACUUAAACUCAGGUAUUGCAAGACUCAAGAUGACGCUGUAUGUGAUCAAGGAUUUUUGAAUGGACCGACGAUGUUCACAAUUACUGACAAUCUGAUCAUAAGGCCCAUAUCUCCUCUAUUUGGCCUUUCUGUUUUAAACAAAAUGAAGGUACCAUUCACUGAUAUUGAGGAGCAAAUUGUGCAGGUUGGAAAGGAGGAGGCUUCUCGCCUUUUGGUAACAUCUUUUCUUUGUGACUCUUCUCUCACGAGCGUCUUCCUUAGGCAGCCAAAGACCGAACAGUGACCAAAGCAGGUUUUUCUCCUUUCGGCAACAUCUCUUCUUUGUGACUUCCUAGGCAGCCAAAGAACAAACAAUGACCAAAGUUCAGUUAUCUAAUCUAAGAGUCGGAUGAUGCUUUUGAUAUUGGAACUCAUCAAUUGUCAUUUGCAUAAAGUACCAGUUAUAUAUACUGGAAAUCAUGUGCUUCACAAUACCAAUGACUGCGAUUGUGUCAUUGUGUACACAUGUAAGCAAGUCUUCCUUUUAUAAUGUUGUGCAGUAUUUAAAAUUUUGUGCCAGAAUACUAAGUGCAAUGUAUUUUUAAGUUUGACCUUUAAACCUACGAGAUUUGAUAAAAGGUAUCAGAGUUGAUUGUUCAACUGUGUGACUAACUGACUAAGUACAGCGCAUGACAAGUGUGGAAGUGCACAUCAACCUCAAAUGCGGAUGGGGAAGGAUGCAUAAAUGAAUAAUCUGCGGUUCAUUCUAGUUCAGUGCACGGUUUUCAUGCUGAUCGAUUUGGUUUUUCAUUUCUAUAUGUUGGCGGUUUGAACAUGCAUUUAGCUGGUUUUGAUAGAACAUUUGCUACUA